Molecule: messenger RNA, 2953 nt
Organism: Phacochoerus africanus (Common warthog)
Lineage: Eukaryota; Metazoa; Chordata; Mammalia; Artiodactyla; Suidae
Gene: NUDT13
Product: nudix hydrolase 13
Exons: 11
Coding region: 892-1950 (352 amino acids)
Molecular function (GO): metal ion binding; hydrolase activity
Source: RefSeq, a predicted model, not a curated record
GUGUAGCGCGCCUGCGCAGGGUCCUCGCCACGCCCUUGUUACCGUGGUUACUACGGAUUUGCCCCACUCCUUUCAACAGGUUGUUUAGCGCCUGGGUUACGCCAUCAGCCUCAGGCUCGGACGACGGAACUCCCAGCAGGGAACUAUAUUAAAUAUAAGAAUAAGAACAUGGGAGUAGAAAAUAAGGCAGAAAAGAAGAAUCGGGUGGAAAAUAACACCGUACCUCAUGUCUUGGUAUCUCAGCUGUCUUGGUCCUGAGGCUUUUUACUUUACGAACCUCCUUCCUUCACCUACACUCAUAUGAACCUCGCUCUAUCGCUUAUCUUUAUACUUUAUCAGUAGAUAGUGCACUGCACGCUCUGGAAAUUUUCUGGGUUCAGUUCCCAGCUCAGUCUCGUAAAACUCUGGGCAUUAGCUUCUCUGUAUCUCAGCUUCCUCUUUUGCAAAAUGCGAAUGACGUUAGGUAACUCUUAGGAUUGUUAUGAGAAUUAAAUAAUGUGUAUAAAGCAUUUAGCACAUGCCUAGCACACAGAAAGGGCUUGGUAAAUAUUAGAUUGUGUUAUAGCAUGUGAGGAAUCCAGUGUUGUGUUUGGUCAUAGUCCAACCUUUGUCUUAGUCAUUAUCGUCCUAAAAGAAAGCUUUAGUAUCAGGCAGCAGACAAUGAAGGAGAAAGGGAAGAAAGCGAAAGUGUCCGUGAAAGAGGAGACUUCUCUAAGACUUGGUUUAAAAAAAAAGUGACUGCCCAAAUAUGAGAGAACUAAAUGGAAGAUGUGAGGUGAAUGUAGUGAUUGGCGCUGACCCUUUACACAUGAAAAGUAAUCCUGAAAUCAUGGGAAUUAUCUGAGGAAGAGCACUCCUGAGAGGAAGAAAGAUGUUCUCUCAGACCUGAUAAUGUCCCUGUUUUGUGGAACUGCUUGCAGGAGAAAAUCUUUUUUGUGCUAUAGGCUGCUGUCAACUUUUGUCAAUAAGACACGGUAUUUAUUUGAGCUGAAGGAAGAUGAUGAUGCCUGUAAAAAAGCCCAGCAGACAGGAGCAUUUUACCUCUUUCAUAGCCUGGCUCCUUUGCUUCAGAAAUCAGAACAUCAAUACCUGGCCCCCAAGCAUAGCCUAUUAGAGUUGGAAAGGCUCCUGGGUAAGCUUGGACAGGACACACAAAGAAUAGAAGACUCUGUGCUGAUUGGAUGCUCUGAACAGCAAGAAGCAUGGUUCGCCCUGGAUCUAGGUCUAAACAGCUCUUCUUCCAUAAAUGCUUCCUUACAGAAAUCUGAAAUGGAGAAAGAGCUCAAAGGGUCUUUUAUAGAGCUGAGGAAGGCUCUAUUUCAGCUGAAUGUGAAGGAUGCCUCCUUGCUAUCCACGGCUCAGGCUCUUCUCCAUUGGCAUGGUGCUCAUCAGUUUUGCAGCAGAAGUGGGCAGCCCACCAAGAAGAAUAUGGCUGGCAGCAAGCGCGUGUGCCCUUCCAAUAAGAUCAUCUAUUAUCCACAGAUGGCUCCUGUGGUGAUCACUCUGGUGUCAGAUGGGACUCGCUGCCUGCUUGCCCGCCAGAGCUCCUUUCCCAAGGGAAUGUAUUCUGCCUUGGCGGGUUUUUGUGAUAUAGGUGAAAGUGUGGAAGAGGCUGUCCGGCGAGAAGUUGCAGAAGAGGUGGGAUUGGAGGUGGAAAGACUGCAGUACACUGCUUCCCAGCACUGGCCCUUUCCUAAUAGCUCUCUCAUGAUUGCUUGUCAUGCAACUGUGAAGCCAGGGCAGACAGAGAUCCAGGUGAACUUGAGAGAACUAGAAGCAGCAGCCUGGUUCAGUUAUGAUGAGGUGGCCACAGCCCUGAGGAGAAACAACCCAUAUACUCAGCAACAGAGUGAGGCUUUCCCAUUCUGGUUGCCCCCCAAGUUAGCCAUUGCCCACCAACUGAUUAAGGAGUGGGUGGAAAAACCAACUUGUUCUACCCUGCCUGUUUAGCUCAGAUCAGGCCACCUAAUCAGAUAAAUCCCUCCUCACUGUCUCAGAGGGCACAUCAGAGAGCAGCUGAUAAAGAGGAAGUGACAAAAGGCCAUCUCCAGGCUAACCUCGUAAUAAGGCAGAGCAGAGGGUGAGCCUGCAUCAAGAUACCUCUACCAGCAAUGUUAACAAAAGAAGUUCCUACUCACAGGAACCCCAAAAUGCCAAAUCUGAUGAGAUGACAGUUGUCAAAAUCAGAGGGAAGGUUGAAGCAAUAGAUGUAGGCCCUUGUUCACUCAUAUUCUCCUGUGCCUUGUCACAGAGGAGAUGCUUUUAUCUGGAGGUAAUGAAAUAAAUUUCUGUAUCUUUGUUCAGAUGUAUUUUUUGUGUCUUGUUAAUGCUGGGUUUAUACUAACUGCCAAAAUAUGCCUGGUAUAAUUUUGGUUAAAACUUGUAUCUUAGUAUUGAAAAUAUAUAGCAAAUCUCAACCCACUACUGCGUUACUUUUUAUCCUUGUAUAAUUUUUUUAAAAAAAUUUUUAAAUAGCACAACAGAACACUUUUAAAUUUAUGUAGGGGUAAUUAUUUUGUACAUGGUAGUUAAAUAGCAGUCAUAUUGAAGUCCUUCAUCUGAAAGGAUGAGGAAAGUGGAGUGAAGGUCUUCCUUAGGGUACUCUGUAACACACAGAUGCAGCGAGGUUCUGUUAAGGUAACUACGUGCCAUUGAGGCUCAUAUGGGUAAGGGUUUUUUGCAUGUUACUUGCUUAGUCUGGAUCCAAGGAAAAGAUUAUCACUUGCCAUGUGUGUUUUCCUAAGUGUAAAAUGGUUGUUGCCAUUUGCACACUCAGUAAAGGCAGUAACUUCAACUAAGGGAUCAGUGAAGAUGAACCACUUUUUGCAUUUUAUGGAAUAAACUAAAUUUAAGAUUUCUCAUAAUUCAUAUAUGCCAUUCUUUACCUUGUCACAGAGGAGAUGCUUUUAUCUGGAGGUAAUGAAAUAAAUUUCUGUAUCUUUGUUCAGAUGUA